Grus americana (Whooping crane) is the source of this 797-nucleotide messenger RNA. RefSeq lists its product as uncharacterized. The record is from RefSeq and is a predicted model, not a curated record. The transcript has 3 exons. Bases 2 to 565 code for a protein of 187 amino acids. NCBI's taxonomy places the organism in Eukaryota, Metazoa, Chordata, Aves, Gruiformes, Gruidae.
CAUGGCGGAGGAGCGGGGGGCCGAGCUGGGGGCCGCCCCGAAGCGCCGCAGGGAGCCCGUCUGCAGGCAGCGCCGCUCCGUGCGCUCCGCGGCGCGGAGGGGGCGGUGGCAGCCAAGCUGGGGGGGCCGCAACCGCUCCGCGCAGGGGGGGAGCCGCGACGGAGGGAGGGGGCGCCCGGGGAAGCGGCGUGUGCCGCCGGGGAGGCGGAGGGGGGAGGCUGCACACGCAGGCACCGAGGACGAAGUUGGGGGGGGGGAGGUGGCGGGGGGGCAGCAGGCUUGGCGUGCACGGAAAGCCCGGCUCCACGGGGGAGGGGGACGGCAGCAGCGCGGAGGGUCCGGAGUCCGGCGAGGAUGCUACGGCGGCGCCCGGCGCGGCCCCCCGCCGCGGGCAGCGGCACCGCACGCUGCGCGGCCGCGGAGCGAGGAAUUGGCUCGAUCCCGGCGAUCCCAGGAGAAGCUGCACGGAUCCACUCGGGGGCGUCAGAUGCAGAAGUCGCUUUUGGAGAGGCCAGUCAGCGCAGCUCUGCACCUUCCUGAGGCGGUGGGAAGCUCUAGGAACUGAGCAGACAGCCAUGGCUCAAGGCGGCUCUCUCACUACUCUGAGUUUCUAUGAUACCCUCAGCGGGAUGACAACAAUUUACACUAGCAAAGGAUCUAGCCCCUCACGUAUUGCUAAAGCACCUUUUAUGCUCUUAAACCAUUAAUAAUAUCUAUUAGGUAACCUUACUAAUCCCUUUGAGGAAGGAUUUUCUUUACUGUACUGAUGGCUGAACUGAAUAAAGCUUCAUAUGUAA